This is a messenger RNA of Metopolophium dirhodum (rose-grain aphid), 353 nucleotides long. RefSeq lists its product as uncharacterized. The transcript is spliced from 2 exons. Bases 5 to 325 code for a protein of 106 amino acids. The record is from RefSeq and is a predicted model, not a curated record. NCBI's taxonomy places the organism in Eukaryota, Metazoa, Arthropoda, Insecta, Hemiptera, Aphididae.
AAUAAUGGCCUCAAAAUGGCACAUUUUUAGAAAACCAAUUAUAGCCGGGCAAAAUACUGUAGAAGCAAUUACAAAAGCUGCCGUUGUACUACAUAAUUUUAUUAAAAUGUCAGAAAACAAUGCUGGUGUACGGUAUUAUAGUGGCCCUUUGGACAUUGAACUUGAUCAAAACAAUCAAUGGAGAACAGAAGAAAUGGAAGCUUUAAGACCAGUACACCAGUUAGGAACCAAUACCUAUUCAGCAAAUGCUAAGCUAACACGAAAUAAACUUAAGGAUUAUUUUUCAAGCGAAGGUGCAGUUGCAUUCCAAUAUGAAAGAUUGUAAAUAAUGUUGUAAAUAAACUUUGAAUGUU